ACAGGAGCAGUUGGCAGUAGUUAGUAUGUCUUUUAAAAUGAUAUACAUGUCACUUCAUACCAUAGGCAGGCAGGCAGCAGGUAAUAACCAAACACUCUCUCUCUCUUUCUCUCUCUUCACUCUCUCUCUCACUCUCUCUCUCUCUCUAGUUCUAGCUUAUAUUGUUGUCUCUAAUCUAUAAAAGUUAGAUUUUUAUGCUACCUUUGUUGUUUAUGGUUACUACCCAAUUGGUGAAAUUUGGUUUUUUGCUGUCAAAUUUAUAAUCUUGCAUUUGAUGCUCCUCUAGAUACACCCUUAGUAAAAAGCAAAUUCUGCUACUAAAUCCUGUUUCCUGUCGCUUUCAGUUUCCUCAGUCAUUGCAGGAUUUGAGUAGUAUUUGAUGCUUUUGCUCUCUUUCUUUCUUCUUGGAUUCUCAUAGUGUUUCACUUUCAACUUCCCAUCCUAUUAACUGUUUGAUUAAUUGUCUCACUGGAGUUUCUUUCUUCUUCUGAGUGUUUUUCAUUCAAACCAAAGAAACUACUCAUUAAUAAUAAUAAUCCAAAGUUUGGUGGUGGUGUUUUUGAUUGGAAUUGGAGAUUGUUUGUUGUGUUGUUUUGUGGAGUGUGUGGACAAAGGAGAAAAGGGAAUCUGCUUUACUUGCAGUUUGAUGAGCUGUUAUCUAAUCUAAAAAAUCUUAUUGUCUAUGUCAUCUACUUUAUGCUCUCAAACAAGACUGAAAGGUUCACUUUCUUGUCUCAGAGAGGAACCAUUUUCUUUCUUCAUUAUUAUUAUUAUUGAACUAUUGAUAAUAUAUCCUAGGGUUUUUUAAGGGAAUAGGUUGUGUCUGACUAGUUAAGAUUAUAUUCCAUUUUACUUUUUCUACUACUACAUCUAAGGCUAAGCUAUAACACAAUGAGAAGGGUUUUUCUUUUUUUACUUUAACUUCCUCUCAGUCCUAUAAAGCUGCCAAGUUAUUUUGUUCCUUGUUUAGUCCUGCAAGAUAUCUCUUGAGCCAACCUUAGUCAAAAUUCACUUUCCCUUUAAUCAUUUAUAUUCAUUUGUUUAUUUCUUCUUCUCUUGAUGGUUGUGUGAAUCAACCUUCCGAGUCAGGAUUCUUCUAAUCAAUUGAUAUAUACAUUGUGACAUAUAUAUAAAUAUAGGAAGAGAGAUACAUAGAGAAGGGUUAUUUUCUUGGUGUUGAAUUCAGAUGGGUGGUAAGGAAAAUGCCAUGGAGUUUCAACAUGGAAAUGAGAACAUUAUUAUGAAUAGUUCUUGUCCAUCUUCAGAAAUGGAUAUUAGUUCUGUGUCCAAUAUGGGUAAGCCUUCUUCAGAUGCACCUAAUCAGCAUCAUCAUCAUUUCCUUUCUUCUUCAGCUUGGGAUAAUCCACUUGUUUCUUUGAGUCAAGCUCAUACUUUUGGAGGCUCUUCAAUGGUUUCUCACAAUGAAUUUGCAAAUGCUAAUUCAACUUACCCUCUUGUUUUGGAGAAUCACCAAUCUCACCACCUUGUUCAAUACAUGUCUGACUCAAAUCUUGGUGGCAUGAUCCACAAGGUUCCUUCAUAUGGAAGUGGAAGUUUCUCUGAAAUGGUUGGUUCCUUUAGCCAACAUGGUUCUGGUGGGGAUCAUGUUACUAACACAUCAGGGUAUUCAAUUCCACCACAACAACAUUAUAACCCUAUCAAGGAUGCUGGAACCCAAAGGGGUUCAAUUAAUGGUGAGCAAUCUCAAGUUGAGGACUCAAUUCACGAGGAUGGAGGUACAGGAUCUGCACCUAGUGCAAAUAGAAGAAAAAGAGGACUUGAUCAAAAUUCUACUUUCAGUCCAAACAAGAAUGCUGAGGGUGAUGGGGUGAAAGAUUCUCCAAGGAAGAUCUCUGAUGGUCCAAAAGAAAAUGAAAAGAAACCAAAAGUUGAGCAAUUGGGGAAACAAGUUAAAGAGAACUCUCAGAGUGGAGGAGAUGCUUCAAAAGAUAAUUUCAUUCAUGUGAGAGCUAGAAGAGGUCAAGCAACCAACAGCCACAGCCUUGCAGAAAGGGUUAGAAGAGAAAAGAUUAGUGAAAGAAUGAGGUUGCUUCAAGAACUUGUUCCAGGAUGCAACAAGAUAACUGGCAAAGCAGUGAUGCUAGAUGAGAUAAUAAACUAUGUGCAAUCACUGCAACAACAGGUUGAGUUUUUGUCCAUGAAACUUGCCACGGUGAACCCUGAACUGAACUUUGACGUAGAACGGAUCUUAUCUAAGGAUUCACGAAUGGGGCUUGGAAUCGGCGGAUUUAUGCCUGGUAUAAGCUCCUCUCAUCCAUUCCCAAAUGCAAGUUUCCAGGGAAAUAUGGCUGGCAUGCCUAGUUCAUCAACACAAUUCCCUUCUUUGCCUCAGAAUGUUUUGGAUCAUGACUUCCAAAGCUUUUAUGGAAUGGGAUAUGAUUCCAAUACAGCACUUGACAAUUUGGGACCCAAUGGGAGGUUGAAACCAGAGUUAUAGUGUGUUGAAUAUAUAGCCCUGUUUCUACAACAGAAGACUUUGAAAUAUUCCUGUUGGCUGCCCAAUUUAACUGAAGUUGGAAAAAAAAAAAAUAGAAGGGGAAAAGAAGGAAAAUAAAGGUUUUAGUUGUAUAGGAUCUUAAUAUUAAUACCUAACUAUUGGCUCUUCGAAUUUUUAGUAGAAGACGACUUUGUUAGAAAAUAUCAAUUGGAAAAUGAGUUACACAUGUUGUGUGAAUGUGUGUAAAAUCUAGAUGAUUCAGAACAAGUUGCAAGGGUAUUAUUUAUUGAUUGAUAUGGAGGGCAUUACUUAAGGAGCAUGUGAGUGAAGUGUAUGCAACUGUCAUUACUUAUGUGAAAUUAUAUUAUGUAUAGAGUUGCAGGGCUUGGAAUUUUGAAGAUCAUUGUGUUCAACAUUGUGUUUUGGAUUAGGUGAGGUGUGCAUUUUUUUUAAGGGUUUCUGGUUGAUCUUUGUAUUUUUCUUUUGAAAAGAAAAUGUAAUGAAUGAAGAGGUUCUUAAAGUUCAUAUAGGGAUGAACAUGUUGCAACUUGUAUAAGUAUGAGAGAUAUUGAGUUAACUAUUCCCUGGAUGCUUAUGUAUAAUUUUUUUUACGACACAAAGUAAAAUAAAGUCAAAAUGGUUUUUAUUUAA
Cicer arietinum (chickpea) is the source of this 3109-nucleotide messenger RNA. RefSeq lists its product as uncharacterized. Gene Ontology annotation, biological process: regulation of DNA-templated transcription. Gene Ontology annotation, molecular function: DNA-binding transcription factor activity; protein dimerization activity. The record is from RefSeq and is a predicted model, not a curated record. NCBI's taxonomy places the organism in Eukaryota, Viridiplantae, Streptophyta, Magnoliopsida, Fabales, Fabaceae. Gene Ontology annotation, cellular component: nucleus.